AUGUCAUCACCAAAGGUCAUUAUUGUAUCGUCAGAUGAUGAAAAAUUCCCAGUUGAGCAAAAAGUUGCAGAAAAAUCGAUCCUUAUGAAGAAUAUGAUUAACGACUUAAAUCCUGAUGGUCUUACAGAAGAUUUCGAGAUCCCCACACCAAACGUUCGUGCUAAUGUCCUCUCAAAAGUGUUGGAAUGGUGCGAACACCACAAGAACACAGUAUUUCAAGAUGACGAGGAUGAAGAUGCUAAGAAAUCUGUUCCUGUAGAGGAAUGGGAUAGAAACUUUUUGAAAGUUGACCAGGAGAUGUUGUAUGAAAUCAUCUUGGCUGCCAAUUAUUUGAAUAUUAAACCAUUAUUGGAUAGUGGAUGUAAGAUGGUGGCAGAGAUGAUCAAGAGCAAAAGUCCCGAAGAAUUGAGAAGGACGUUCAAUAUUGUGAAUGAUUUCAGUCCUGAAGAAGAAGCUGCUAUUAGAAAGGAAAAUGAAUGGGCUGAAGAUAGAUGA
Molecule: messenger RNA, 495 nt
Organism: Lodderomyces elongisporus
Lineage: Eukaryota; Fungi; Ascomycota; Pichiomycetes; Serinales; Debaryomycetaceae
Gene: SKP1
Product: SCF ubiquitin ligase subunit
Exons: 1
Coding region: 1-495 (164 amino acids)
Biological process (GO): SCF-dependent proteasomal ubiquitin-dependent protein catabolic process; mitotic cell cycle
Cellular component (GO): nucleus; cytoplasm
Molecular function (GO): cullin family protein binding
Source: RefSeq, a predicted model, not a curated record